Messenger RNA from Exophiala xenobiotica, 819 nucleotides. RefSeq lists its product as uncharacterized. The record is from RefSeq and is a predicted model, not a curated record. NCBI's taxonomy places the organism in Eukaryota, Fungi, Ascomycota, Eurotiomycetes, Chaetothyriales, Herpotrichiellaceae. The transcript has 3 exons. The coding region runs from base 1 to 819 and encodes 272 amino acids.
AUGGCAUACGAGCCCGAAUCAAGCAGCUCACCCCGGGAACGGAGAGGCCAAUACAUCUUCGGCAGGCUAGAUCACCACAGCCAGCACCACGCGCAGCCCAGCACCCGCAGCGUUACCACGGACAGCGAGACCUGCACUUUGAAAACGUACAGGAAUCCCCACCAAUGGCCAGUCAUUCCUCUAGGCUACCAAGUUUGCCUGCGACUACUGAUUCUGACACUCUCUGCAUUGGUUUCGGCCGCUUUGAUAUACCUGAUCAUCAUUAGAAGUUCAACGGGAGAUUCUCGACAUCUUGACAGGGAGGGACACAAUGUGCCUGCUUGGCCGGCAACUGUCUGGAUGCAGCCGACAUUCGUCCUACUAGGAGCUGCGGCUUUUUGCACGCUAGGCAACUUCUCAUUUCUCAUAGCAGAAUGUUCAAAGUUCGGACGACGAUGGUUGGGCUCGAAGGCUGCCUGGAUCGCGUCAUUAUGCAUCGUCUGCAUGAUCGCAGCCUGGAUUAUUGCAACGGCGUAUGCGAAGACCUUCGGUGCCACCAACACAUUUGCUUCGGAUCUCUGGUCGUGGUCAUGCGCACGAAAAGACGUGCAGCUAAAUUACGGGAACAGCAGGAUCGGGUUUGUCAAACUCUGUCAGUACAUGGAUUUCGUGUUCGGCGCUGGAGUGGCCACAAUGUCGCUGGAGCUGAUGGAUCUUGUCCUUGUAUGGCUCAACGAGAUGGGGCAUCGAGCAAGCAAGCAGAAAUCCAGGCGCAAUGCGCUCAUCAGGAAGCAUAUCACCGGCCUUGAGAUGGCCGGGCUGGACACCGUGGACAGAUGA